CCUCAUCCUCAUCCCCGUCCGACUUCGCCUCUACCUCCGUCUUCGUUCUUCUGUCCACAAAUCGGACUCAAGUUCCGGUCCACCCCUGAUUGCCUGCGCGGGCGAUAACGCGGCCCGUUGAACGUGUUGACACAUUACACACUCGCUUGAUCUCGUUUGUCAGAGGCGAUGAAGGGGGAACGCGGGGCCCCACGAUCCCCGCAGCCAAGCCGGGCGCCGGGGGAGAAGUUCCCUGCGUGCCUGGAAUGGUCCCACGUCUGUUCGCACGUAGAGUCUGGGGUGCAGACCGAAAGUCAUCGUAGUGCGCGCCCUCCCCAGGAUAUCUACCGAACGACUUCCACGUAACGUGGAGGCUCUCCAUAAAUCACACAUCUUUUGCCCAUCACUCCCGGCUCUCAAACACGCUGACUCGGAGCUCGGCAUGAUAACAUGCAAAUUCGGAACCCGGAUCCGGGUUGCGAAGAUGCCGUUACCACGUAGACGUGAGAGGGUCAUAUUAUCUGAAUUAGAGAAGCUGCUGCAUGAUCUCCGUGACCCUGUGGUUGCUGGAGACCGUCCGAGCCAAGCAUUCAGAGAGCCUCCUGACCGCACCGAUCGAUGGGGAAAACACUCUCAACUCUCACCGUCGCUGUAUGCAAG
Molecule: messenger RNA, 639 nt
Organism: Mycena citricolor
Lineage: Eukaryota; Fungi; Basidiomycota; Agaricomycetes; Agaricales; Mycenaceae
Source: the annotation of a GenBank genome assembly